AAAAUCUUUCUUCCACAUAGACAAGAAACUCUGGUGGGCAGACCAAAACUUAGCUCAACUCGGAACUUGUAACAAGAGAGAUGGAAGAAAUCCCACCAUCCUGCGAAACAAGACUUCUGGGGUUGUUCACAUGAAAGUAUAUGACAAAGAAGCACAACAAGGCAGCAAUUCUUGCCACCUAAAUAAUGGUGGUUGUUCUCAGCUUUGUCUUCCAACAUCUGAAACUACCAGGACUUGCAUGUGUACAGUGGGAUAUUAUCUCCGGAAGAACCGCAUGUCAUGCCAAGGCAUAGAAACUUUUCUGAUGUACUCUGUUCAUGAAGGAAUCCGGGGGAUACCUCUUGAACCAAGUGACAAAAUGGAUGCUCUGAUGCCUAUAUCAGGAACUGCAUUUGCUGUGGGGAUAGACUUCCAUGCAG
This is a messenger RNA of Cricetulus griseus (Chinese hamster), 419 nucleotides long. The record is from RefSeq and is a predicted model, not a curated record. Lineage: Eukaryota; Metazoa; Chordata; Mammalia; Rodentia; Cricetidae.